Molecule: messenger RNA, 553 nt
Organism: Carica papaya (papaya)
Lineage: Eukaryota; Viridiplantae; Streptophyta; Magnoliopsida; Brassicales; Caricaceae
Source: RefSeq, a predicted model, not a curated record
CAUUUUAGACUGGAAGUAACAAUUAGCUACGGUGCAAACCACCACUGCAGAAGAUCUUACUCAGACACAUUCUAUUUUAGUUUUCCAGAAACUGAAAGGGAUGCGUUGCUGGUGGAGGUCCAGGAUAAGAAGAAAUCAAUUCAAGGUCGAGCAUCCAUUCCAGUUUUAUCUUUGACUGAUAAUCCAAAUGAAAGAAUACGUUGGUGGCCUAUACAUCACGAUGAUCAAGAAUGUGUUGGAAAGAUCCAGCUCUUUAUUGGUAGUACAAUAACAUCUGAGGAGGCUAAUCAUAUAAAGAGUGGACCUAUUGUGGAAACUCUAGCAUAUGAUUUGCUUUUGGAGGCUGCUAUGCAUGCACUAAAUUUUCAUUCCCGGAACUUGAGGUUGCAUGGACCUUGGAAAUGGUUGUUGACUGAAUUUGCAGACUACUAUGGAGUUUCUGAUUCAUACACGAAGUUAAGGUACCUCUCACAUGUUAUGCAGGUGGCUACUCCAACAAAGAACUGCCUAGAGCUUGUGAAUGAGUUACUUGUACCCAUUUUAAAGGCAAAGA